Aaosphaeria arxii CBS 175.79 is the source of this 240-nucleotide messenger RNA. Its product is annotated as ankyrin. Gene Ontology annotation, cellular component: nucleus; cytoplasm. Gene Ontology annotation, molecular function: protein binding. The record is from RefSeq and is a predicted model, not a curated record. The annotation marks the transcript as partial. NCBI's taxonomy places the organism in Eukaryota, Fungi, Ascomycota, Dothideomycetes, Pleosporales. The transcript has a single exon.
GUAAAUCGCGAAGACAGCAAUGGAAGGACGGCGCUACAUGUGGCUGCUGAGAAUGGAAAAGUGGCAAUAGUCAACGCGCUGAUUGACAACAAGGCAUACGUUGACGCAAGGGACAAAAGUGGUCAGACAGCGCUGCACAUAGCAUCUUGGAGAGGAGACGAGGCAAUAGCAGCGCUACUAGUGAAGAACGGAGCGGACGUCAACGCAAAGGACAACAAUGGGGAGACCCCGUUGCAUCGC